AUGGCUCUUGCCUACCGGGGCGAGGGCCGCAUUCUUCCCAGUCUCAAUCAUUCGCACAUCAUCCGAUCAUUUCACUCGCAAGGGUGGGGCAGCCCCCGAGUCGAGAUCGUCAUGUCCCUCAUGGAGGGCACCGUCGCCAGCCUCAACGAAACCUACCCCCCCGAGCGACGGCCCCAACUCGCCAACUCAGUCUUGCGCCAGAUGCUCCCCGCGCUCGCCUACCUGGACGAACUGGGGUAUGUCCACCGCGACGUGAAGCCCGACAACAUCUUCUACAACACCACCGGCCCCCACACGCACCACUUCCAGCUGGGCGACUUCGGCCUGUGCGAGUUCGGAUCGGUCAUCGCGGCCGCGGGCGGCGACGCCGUCGGCCCGAAAUCAUAUAAGGCCCCGGAACUGCACCGAGACCACCCCCGGAAAGGGUGCUAG
Molecule: messenger RNA, 432 nt
Organism: Chaetomium globosum CBS 148.51
Lineage: Eukaryota; Fungi; Ascomycota; Sordariomycetes; Sordariales; Chaetomiaceae
Exons: 2
Coding region: 1-432 (143 amino acids)
Biological process (GO): mitotic DNA damage checkpoint signaling; protein phosphorylation
Cellular component (GO): nucleus
Molecular function (GO): protein serine/threonine kinase activity; ATP binding
Source: RefSeq, a predicted model, not a curated record